Coffea arabica (coffee) is the source of this 1791-nucleotide messenger RNA. Its product is annotated as putative disease resistance protein RGA3. The record is from RefSeq and is a predicted model, not a curated record. Gene Ontology annotation, biological process: defense response to other organism. NCBI's taxonomy places the organism in Eukaryota, Viridiplantae, Streptophyta, Magnoliopsida, Gentianales, Rubiaceae. Gene Ontology annotation, molecular function: ADP binding.
AUGGUAGAGUCUCUUACAGGAACCAACUCUAAUCUGACAGUUGUGGAGGCAAUUGUAAGAAAGCUUAACGAGGUACUUAAAACUAAAAGAUUCUUGCUUGUACUGGAUGAUGUUUGGAAUGAAGAUGCAAAGAAAUGGGAUGGAAUGAGGGAGUGUUUGCGAGGUAUAGGUGCAUCGGACGAAAGUAGGAUAAUCGUGACAACUCGAAACGAGACAGUUGUUUCAAUCAUGCAACCAUCUUUUCCUUGUCCAUUGGGAAUACUUUCUGCUGGUGAUAGCUGGGAAUUGUUUGAGAAAAUAGCAUUUGGUCACGGUUGCGCAGCAGUAAAGACUCCUGAAUUGAUAAAUAUAGGAAGAAAAAUUGUUGCUAAGUGCGGUGGUGUGCCAUUGGCAGUAGCGGCAAUAGGAGGUUUGUUGUGGUACAAAAAGGAUGAACGUGAGUGGUCAAAAAUAGAAAAUAAUAAAACAAUGGCUGCAAUGGAAGAAGCUGGAAGAAGAGUCAUAUCCGCUAUAAAGUUAAGCUACGAUCAUUUGCCUUCAUUGUCGUUGAAACAAUGUCUUUUAUAUUGUACUAUAGUGGGAAAGGGUGGCGUUGCAACAGUGGAAAGCAUGAUACAACUUUGGAUGGCACAGGGAUUGCUCAAUCCUUCCAAGGGAAGUCACCUGGAAAUGGAGGAUGUUGGCCGUAACUACAUGAGUAUUUUGCUCCGGACUUCUUUGUUGCAAGUUUCCGAGAAGGAUGGGUUUGGAAGAACUAUAAAAUUCACUAUUCACGAUCUUGUGUAUGACUUUGUUAAGGAAGCAGCUAAAGAGUCCAUUUUCUUGGUUCCCUCGGUUGAACUUAGAUCCGGUAGGGAAAGUCUCUUAAAGCCACGAACUUUGAUUUUGAGCGAUGGCCUUGCACAUGAUUUGCCGAACGUUCGUAAAAGCCUUCGAGUCUUACGUGUUGUUGAAGGUGAACAUGUUAAGGAAUUGCCAACCACGAUUGGAAAGUUGAAGCUUUUAAGAUAUCUUGACAUCUCCAGGACUUCAAUAACAGAGCUCCCAAAUCCCAUCACACUGUUGUACAAUUUGCAAACAAUGAAACUCAGUAAUCUGCAACAGCUUCCCAAAAAUUUUGAAAAUUUGGCUAACCUGAGGCAUUUGUGCAUUGAAGAAGAUGGAAUCAUCAACGGCAAGCCAUGCUUGCUUCCUGAUAUAGGGCAAUUGAGUUCUCUUCAGACGUUGCCUUUCUUCUAUGUAAGUCAAGAUAAGGGAUGCCAAAUUGAUCAGUUGGGGCGUUUGCACAAUCUCAGGGGCGACCUGAAGAUCUUUGAUCUCCAGAAUGUUAGCAACCAAGAGGAAGCAAUCAAAGCAAAAAUAUCCACAAAGAUAAACCUUGAUAGUUUGGAACUUCACUGGGAUACUAGGACUAGAGACGGAUCCACUGAUGAGGAUGUCUUGAAAGGUCUUGAACCUGACCCAAAUUUGAAAGGUUUCGGAAUGGAAAACUUUAUGGGCCGAAGCCUUCCAUCGUGGAUGCUGACCAAAAGCCAUCCUUUGGUCUUUCGCAAUCUUGUGAAGAUCCUACUGAGGAACUUCAACAAGUGUCAGCAAAUUCCACCACUUGGGCACCUCCCUCACCUCAAUAUUGUCAACAUAAUUGGAAUGAAAAGUGUAAAUUGCAUCGGCACUGAUUUCUUCGGUUGGAAAAAUGUUGAUGAUGCAAGUUGCAAUCCAAGUGGCGUAGCAGGGGAUGCUGUGGUUUUAUUUCCGGCACUAAAAAGAGCUAAUUCUGGAGGAUAUGCCUGA